AUGGAGGCUUCGUCGUCUCCUCUGCACUAUGCUAAGAAAGUAGAUGAUGCCAAAGGGAAUUCUGCAGAUAUGAGUGAAAAGGUGGAUGUGGAUGGGAGUGAAGAGAAAGCACACCUCCAUGACUGUGACACCACUGAUGUACAGGCACACCACACUGCUCAGGACAUCCCUGCAGAAAACCCUGUUGAAUCAAACCUGCAUAUGAACCCAGAUGACGGAGGAGUGUCCAGAUCAGUAUCCAUCAGCAGCCCAAGCUAUGUGGAGAAAGUCCAGCCACAGCCUCAGUGUGCACUGUUGCCACUUAACACGGAGUCUCACAUCAUUUAUGAAGUCAAUCAGUCGUUCACAUCAAAAGGCAAGAGUCAAAUAGGCCUGAAAUCUACGAGUGUCCACACUGAAGCAGGAGAGGACUUGUGUGCCGCAAUCCUCUUGGCAUGUCUCUUCUGCCAUCCACUGGACUGCCUGCUGGCCACUAUGAGAGGAUGUAAUGACUGUGUGUGGUCGCUGUGCUCAUACCUGUGUGGCUGCAAACCUGCCAGCCUUCAGCCUCUCCUCGACGCCACGCACUACUGUGAUCUGUGCAGCUGUGUGGGCAUCCGCUGCCUCCUGUGUGACUGUACCCUCUGUGACAUCUGCAUCCAAGCCACAGAGUGUCUGGACCUGGCUAUGGAGAUCUCUCAAAUGCUCUUCCACUAACACGGUCUGCUAAUAAAUGACCAAAUCCA
This is a messenger RNA of Solea solea (common sole), 725 nucleotides long. RefSeq lists its product as uncharacterized. The transcript is spliced from 4 exons. Lineage: Eukaryota; Metazoa; Chordata; Actinopteri; Pleuronectiformes; Soleidae. Bases 1 to 696 code for a protein of 231 amino acids. The record is from RefSeq and is a predicted model, not a curated record.